AAAAACCAUUAUUCAGAUUCCAAUUUAAAGAAAAAUUCCAGAGUUGUAAUGGGAUCUUCACUCCCCAAAAUUGCCCCUUUCUCACUGCUUCAACUCCAGUAGUCCAAAUUCCCACAUUCCCUCUCAUCCACGGAGUGAACAUAAGUGGGAGAGAAUAAAGAAUCGAAGCGUGAGAAUCGGCCGAAAAAGAGGUGUGAUUAAUUGAGCUACUUAUAUUUAUGGGGGGAGGCACAUUUGUGGAUGGUGUUCGUCGCUGGUUCCAAAAACGCCCUAAUCCCAAUUCCAAUUCCAUUAUUAGUAAUCACGAGCAACAGCCGCAUUCCGAUUUGACGGAAAACUCCCUUUCCAUUGUUGAAGACUUUGAUUUUUCGGGGCUCAAGUUGAUUAAAGUCCCCAAGCGCCUCGAUUUCCCAUUUUCAAACCCCGCCAUGGAUUCCCACAAAAAGAGUAACCUGGAAACCGAAUUCUUCACCGAGUAUGGGGAGGCGAGUAGGUAUCAGGUGCAAGAAGUUAUAGGCAAAGGUAGCUAUGGCGUUGUAGGUUCUGCGAUCGAUACUCACACCGAUGAAAGAGUUGCAAUUAAAAAGAUCAAUGACGUGUUUGAGCAUGUUUCUGAUGCCACGCGGAUCCUUAGAGAAAUCAAGCUUCUUCGCCUGCUUCGCCACCCUGACAUUGUUGAGAUCAAGCACAUAAUGCUGCCUCCUUCGCGGAGAGAAUUCCGAGAUAUCUAUGUUGUUUUUGAAUUGAUGGAAUCUGAUCUUCACCAAGUGAUUAAAGCAAAUGAUGACCUAACACCCGAGCAUUAUCAAUUCUUCCUCUACCAGCUCCUGCGUGGCUUGAAAUACACUCACUCAGCAAAUGUGUUCCACCGGGAUUUAAAGCCAAAGAAUAUUCUUGCUAAUGCCGACUGUAAGUUGAAGAUUUGUGAUUUUGGUCUGGCACGUGUGUCAUUUAAUGAUGCCCCAUCGGCAAUAUUUUGGACUGAUUAUGUUGCAACUCGGUGGUAUCGUGCUCCUGAGCUAUGCGGUUCCUUUUUCUCUAAAUAUACUCCUGCUAUUGAUAUCUGGAGUAUCGGAUGCAUAUUUGCUGAGAUGCUCAGUGGAAGACCGUUAUUCCCCGGGAAAAAUGUGGUGCAUCAGCUAGACUUAAUGACCGAUUUGCUUGGCACUCCACCUCCUGAAUCUAUUGCAAGGAUCAGGAAUGAAAAGGCUAGGAGAUAUCUCAGCAGUAUGCGGAAGAAACAACCUGUUCCGUUUUCUCAGAAAUUCCCUAAUACCGAUCCUUUGGCUCUUCGCUUGCUAGAAAGGCUUCUGGCGUUUGAUCCUAAAGAUAGACCGACCGCUCAAGAAGCACUGAAUGAUCCCUACUUUCAGGGGUUGUCAAACGACGACCGUGAACCUACAACUGCACCAAUAUCGAAGCUCGAGUUUGAAUUUGAGAGGAGGAAACUGACAAAAGAUGAUGUUAGGGAGUUGAUAUAUAGAGAGAUUCUGGAGUAUCAUCCUCAUAUGCUUGAGGAGUAUCUCCGAGGCGGAGAGCAGACUAGUGGCUUCAUGUACCCAAGUGGUGUUGAUCGGUUCAAGAGACAGUUUGCCCAUCUCGAAGAGCACUAUGGUAAAGGCGAAAAAAGCACUCCCCUACAGAGACAGCACGCUUCACUACCUAGAGAGCGUGUCCCUGCACCGAAAGAGGAACCUGAAGAGAAUGAUUUUGAAAAACGAAGUGCAGCUUCCGUUGCUACAACUCUUGAUAGCCCCCCAGGGAAUGAUGGAAUGAACAGUAGUUCCCAAAACGGUAACAAGAGCGCUCGUAGCUUGUUGAAGAGUGCAAGCAUCAGCGCUUCAAAAUGCAUUGGUGUCAAAGAAAAGAAAAAUGCCGAGGAGGAACCAAUCGAAGAGAAUAACGAAGAGAUCGACAUGGUAUCGGAGAAAAUUGCAGCCCUCCAUGCUUGAGCUCGCUUUUCAUUGUGAGAUUUAUGUUGUUUCAGUGCUGCAAUUUAGAAAGGGAAAUUGGUUUAUUUAUUUUGGAUUAGCACCUCUAAUUAAAUUUUGGGUUGUACAGAAUGUUUUUAUGAUGUUCAUUGACUUAUUAAUUUAUACUAGGGUGCUGUUGUUACUCCUUAUGGAUCCCAAAAACAUUUCUUGCAAUAUUUAUUAUAGCCGGUGAAAGGUGUUUGUCUUGCCUAGUA
Messenger RNA from Salvia hispanica, 2188 nucleotides. Its product is annotated as mitogen-activated protein kinase 9-like. Gene Ontology annotation, biological process: protein phosphorylation. Gene Ontology annotation, molecular function: MAP kinase activity; ATP binding. The record is from RefSeq and is a predicted model, not a curated record. Lineage: Eukaryota; Viridiplantae; Streptophyta; Magnoliopsida; Lamiales; Lamiaceae.